CAAUCUUUCUCUAUUCACUUUUAGGAUAUCUUUCACGGGCAUGCCGGGCACUUACACAUUAUUCGUGAACAUCACACUUUCGCUGCUCUGGCUUCGAAUCGUGUGCCGUGACGUAGGGGUCAGAAAUUACUUGCCAAUUUUCGCAACGGCAGUCAUUUAUGCUUCCUACUUAAUUUAUGGAAGUGUUUGGUUUAUCUGAAACUUCAACUCUCAAAUAGAUGUUAUAUGUAUAUGCAGAGUACGCGUACAAUGCCAGCUAUAUAUAGCCAAUAUCUUUUCCCAGCAGCAGGAAAAUGAAAAGAACAAAAUGAAAAUGCAUCGGGAGAAAGGGACAGUCGCUCAGAGGAUUCUAGAAUUGCGAUUAAACAGAGUUACGUCACCUUUAGUAAUAAUCCAAAAGGAAAACAGCAUUUCAGCAGCCAAGCGUAAAGCUUCAUCACGUCACAACCACAAUUCUGAUUUCCUUCUGAACACCGUGGUGAUUGAUAUUGGUCUUAAGGCGGAUUCAUCUCUGGGAGAGAAACACAACAACAACCACAUUGAAGAAAAGUUCAGAACUAGAAUGAUGAACCCGCCUUUACUGCCGGUUUUGCGAAAAUCCUACCCAACAAGCGUGAAGAUACCCAUCGUUCUCAGUCGCUUGACGAGCUCAACGCCCUUUCUAUCUGCCCCUUCACUAAGGAUGAACGCGUUGUGGCACGGCAAUUCUAUGAUCGUUACCGCCAAAUAAAUUGUAUAGUGUUGCGCAGCACUGUUGCGAGUGUAGCAUACUUAUAGCUACUAACGGUGAUUAAAAAAUUGAAAUUUUUAAAGUAUAAAAUUUCAAAAGACAAUUUUGUCAUCGAAAAAA
Molecule: messenger RNA, 850 nt
Organism: Rhagoletis pomonella (apple maggot)
Lineage: Eukaryota; Metazoa; Arthropoda; Insecta; Diptera; Tephritidae
Exons: 4
Coding region: 308-730 (140 amino acids)
Source: RefSeq, a predicted model, not a curated record